GGACUCACGGCCGGGGAGGGAAAGGCACUGUGAGGACAGAGGGUCUAGGGAAGGUCUGCAAAUCCCGGAGGGCCAAGGGAGCGUCUAAAUGGACAGCGGAACCGGAAAAGCUUUGAGAGAAAGAUGCGUGUAUUAGGGAACGUCUGCAAAGACCGCGGCAGAAGGCCAGGGAUUGUCUUAAAAAAUUGCCGAGCAGAUAAAGGGAGGUCUAAAAGGAGGCCGUCUCAAGAGCAAGGCUUCGAAAAGCUAAGCCCGGAAGGACGGUGUGGAGGCCUACUGGGACGCCGAGCACUCCUUAGGGCAGGACCGACUGGAGCUGCAGCCAGCGACAGGAGAACGGCUCCAGCUCGACGGGGGAAGCAGUGGGCUUAAAGAGGAAGCCCCUGGGCACUGUCUGAAAAGUGCGAUGCCAAAUGAUCUUUAGGGACCGACAGUAAAUUGUAUCCCUUGCUAAAAUACCUCUCGGUAGCGAACCACCAAUCGUUUCUUUUUUAAGCCCCGCCUCUCAGCCAUUACGUCUAGUUCGGCUGUCUCUGAUCCAGGAAGUUGUCAGUUCCCACUUACUCCUCCCCAACAAGAGCUAACAGCCCUCUUCGGGUGAGCACUUUCUCCUCCCCUCAGGCCCCUCGCGCAUUCUCCCGCUUACCUAUCAAUCAUCGCGCUCCGCUGUCCAGUUGGCGGGCCAAGGGGGCGGGGCCGUCGUGUGACGUUUGCAGCCCGCCGGCCGGGAAGCCGCGAGAUGCGUGACGAGCCAGGCGCGUGACGGAGCAGCGGUUGGCCAACGCAGUGGCUGCAGUCGGUGUAAACAAGGCCUCGCGCCGCUGCGGGUCCUGCGACCGCUCCUGGCUGGUGGGUGGUCUCUCGUGGGGCAGUAACCGCCGGCUUCAGUGGGAGGUGCUUCUCGGCUUCCUCCCCCUCUUGGCGUACACACCCCCGGCGCACCACGUGGGCGUGAGGCAAGGAAGGAGGGGUGUUAGGCCAAAUUCUAUUUUCAUUGGUUGUUAUUGCUGCCGGCUUUCGUAAGGAGGCGCUCUGAUUGGUCGGUAAGGGGGGGUGCCGAGGGUCUUUGAGUCGUAAGGCUUCUCAUUGGUUAGAUGAGAUAAGCUAGUGAAGCGCUUUCUUCCGCGAGGGAUUUCGAUUGGUCUGUCAGAGAGGUUACCUGGGAAUCCUACACCGCCCAACACCCCUCCCGCUCCCCUGUCCAGGGACUGCGAUAGGAUUGGGGAAGGUUUGUGUUCCCGACGCCUUGGUAGUUGGCAUAGGCUAAAGCAAAGGGAUCUCAGCCCCGAGGAAGGGUCACCCUCCUAGAGAUAGCUACUACCCCGUCUCAGGAGACCCUGGUAUUUCUAGAGCACGCUUUGCUUUCACCAAACCCAAGGAGGUGACAGGCGGAGCCCUCGCACAGUACCUAAGGAUGCUGUGACCAGAAGAUGGGAUCACGGAACAGCAGCAGUGCAGGAUCCGGGUCCGGAGACCCCUCCGAGGGCUUGUCCCGAAGAGGGGCUGGCCUGCGUCGGAGUGAGGAAGAGGAAGAAGAGGAUGAAGAUGUGGAUCUGGCCCAGGUACUGGCCUAUCUCCUCCGCAGAGGCCAAGUGAGGUUGGUGCAGGGAGGAGGUGCAGCAAAUUUACAAUUCAUUCAGGCCCUCUUGGACUCAGAGGAAGAGAAUGACAGAGCUUGGGAUGGUCGUCUUGGGGAUCGAUACAACCCACCCGUGGAUGCUACCCCUGACACCCGGGAGCUGGAAUGCAAUGAGAUCAAGACACAAGUGGAACUGGCCACAGGGCAGCUGGGGCUUAGGCGGGCCGCCCAGGAGCACAGCUUUCCUCGAAUGUUGCACCAGAGAGAACGGGGCCUCUGCCACCGGGGAAGCUUCUCCCUUGGAGAACAGUCUCGAGUGAUAUCUCACUUCUUGCCCAAUGAUCUGGGCUUCACUGAUAGCUACUCUCAGAAGGCUUUCUGUGGCAUCUACAGCAAAGAUGGUCAAAUAUUCAUGUCUGCUUGCCAAGACCAGACAAUCCGACUGUAUGACUGCCGGUAUGGCCGUUUCCGUAAAUUCAAGAGCAUCAAGGCCCGCGACGUAGGCUGGAGCGUCUUGGAUGUGGCCUUCACACCCGAUGGGAACCACUUCCUCUACUCCAGCUGGUCUGAUUACAUUCAUAUCUGCAAUAUCUAUGGUGAGGGAGAUACACACACUGCCCUGGAUCUCAGGCCAGAUGAGCGUCGCUUUGCUGUCUUCUCCAUUGCUGUGUCCUCAGAUGGACGAGAAGUACUAGGAGGGGCCAAUGAUGGCUGCCUGUAUGUCUUUGACCGAGAACAGAACCGGCGCACCCUUCAGAUUGAGUCCCAUGAGGAUGACGUGAAUGCAGUGGCCUUUGCUGAUAUAAGCUCCCAAAUCCUGUUCUCUGGGGGAGACGAUGCCAUCUGCAAAGUGUGGGAUCGACGCACCAUGCGGGAGGAUGACCCCAAGCCUGUGGGUGCACUGGCUGGACACCAGGAUGGCAUCACCUUCAUUGACAGCAAGGGUGAUGCUCGAUAUCUCAUCUCCAACUCUAAAGACCAGACCAUCAAACUCUGGGAUAUCCGACGCUUUUCCAGCCGGGAAGGCAUGGAAGCCUCACGCCAGGCUGCCACACAGCAAAACUGGGACUAUCGCUGGCAGCAAGUGCCCAAAAAAGCCUGGCGGAAGCUGAAGCUCCCAGGGGACAGCUCCUUGAUGACCUACCGGGGCCACGGAGUGCUGCACACCCUCAUCCGCUGCCGGUUCUCCCCCAUUCAUAGCACCGGCCAGCAGUUCAUCUAUAGUGGCUGCUCCACCGGCAAAGUGGUUGUGUACGACCUUCUCAGUGGCCACAUUGUGAAGAAGCUGACGAACCACAAGGCCUGUGUGCGUGAUGUCAGUUGGCACCCCUUUGAAGAGAAGAUUGUCAGCAGUUCGUGGGACGGGAACCUGCGUCUGUGGCAGUACCGCCAGGCUGAGUACUUCCAGGAUGACAUGCCAGAAUCCGAGGAAUGUGCCAGCGCCCCUGCCCCAGUGCCCCACUCCUCUACAGCCUUUUCCUCACCCCAGUAGAUCUGACCUCCAGCCCCAUACAGGGUAAACCUCUUGAUAAGCUCUCUGCCUCCUCCUCCCUUUCUCCCUUGUGGGGAAUGUUUGGAGGAAUCACUGGCAUUGGAUGGGGAGAAACAGAAGCCUGGGCUCUGAGCCUCAGCUGAGCCCUGGAAGAUCCUCCCCAUGGGGCAGAGUGGUCUUACAUGCUCACACCCAGUCAGCCUGGGUCCCUAUCUCUGGCCAGAGUUUGGCAGGACUGCCAUUAUCUGGGGUGUGGCCUCUGCCAGCAAGAGAAGUAUCCUGGGUGUUUUUAAUCAUGUUUGAAUGUUAGGGGUUGGAUUCUAGAGUAGAUGUCUGAGGCCACAUCUGAACAGACCUGUCAGCCAGGCCUGUUGCUCAGGUCUUCACGUUGAGGAUUCAACUGGCCAAACACAGGACAGGUGUCCUGGCCUUUCUUCCUGAGGUCUCUAGGGGAGGGGCAUGGGUAAGGGUGUUUCCUCAGCACCCUCCUGGGGUGGGGAUUAUGUCUGCUCUUAUGUCUGGGUCUUUGGGGUAGGACGGGCUGUGGUAUGAGAGGUAGGAGUCUCCACAGGGCUCUGUGUGGCCCCUCAUAGGGCAGGUCCUGCCCUCUGAGAAGGUCCCUUCAUGCUCGAGGCACACAGCUUUAAGGAAGUAGGUUGAAGUAGGACUCCUUUGUCCUCUCACUGGCUUUGGCUCCCUCAAUAAACUGCGUGGGAACCUG
Messenger RNA from Mandrillus leucophaeus (drill), 3792 nucleotides. RefSeq names its product DDB1 and CUL4 associated factor 11 (gene DCAF11). Gene Ontology annotation, biological process: proteasome-mediated ubiquitin-dependent protein catabolic process. Gene Ontology annotation, cellular component: Cul4-RING E3 ubiquitin ligase complex. Lineage: Eukaryota; Metazoa; Chordata; Mammalia; Primates; Cercopithecidae. The transcript is spliced from 15 exons. Bases 1431 to 3071 code for a protein of 546 amino acids. Gene Ontology annotation, molecular function: protein binding. The record is from RefSeq and is a predicted model, not a curated record.